Messenger RNA from Solenopsis invicta (red fire ant), 651 nucleotides. Its product is annotated as glycine-rich RNA-binding protein 2. The transcript has 3 exons. NCBI's taxonomy places the organism in Eukaryota, Metazoa, Arthropoda, Insecta, Hymenoptera, Formicidae. The coding region runs from base 118 to 474 and encodes 118 amino acids. The record is from RefSeq and is a predicted model, not a curated record.
ACGACAGACGUGCAGAAUCGCCCUGUGCACGUGUUGGUGUUGGUGCGUGCGUACCCUGCGUCGCGAAAACGCGCCGCGCCGUCGGUCCCGGCGUAUAUAAGGCCCGCUGCACUCGAAAUGGAAUCAGUCUCCGAUAUGUUGCGUCCAUUGCAUUUCGUGUUCUUCUUUGGGGCGUUUGCCUUCCUCACGUUUGUCGCCGCUGUGGAAAACGGGGAAGCCCCGGUGCAGAGCGAGAUCGAACCGCAACCGGAUGCGAAUGCCAAUGAUCUAGAAGCGGACGCUACGUAUUGGGGAUACGGGCGACCAUAUAGAUACUACGGUGGUUGGGGAGGUGGAUACGGCGGCAGAGGAUACGGCGGUUGGGGAGGAUGGGGAGGCUGGAACGGUUGGAGAGGAUACUGGGGCGGACGAAAUGGUUGGGGUGGUUGGGGUGGACGAGGCUAUGGUGGUUGGGGCUUGGGAUACUGGGGUUGAAAUGUGAAUUCCGUGUUCCAUCUGCGUGAUAUUUUGUCGCUAUCAGCGUAACCUUUGGCCGUUCAUAUGAUUUUCUUUUUUUAAGUUACACGAAGCUCUUCGACAAUUUCAUUAGUUUCGUAAGUUUUCAUCAAAAUUUUCAUUGUACAAGAAUAAAAAGGAUAUAUGAAAGAAACG